AUGGCAUUCCCUGUGGAUAUGCUGGAUAAUUGCAGUCAUGAAGAAUUGGAAAAUUCUGCUGAAGAUUACAUGUCAGAUCUAAGGUGUGGCGACCCUGAAAACCCUGAACGUUUUUCUCUUCUCAAUAUCACGAUUCCUAUUAGCCUGUCCAAUGUAGGCUUUGUACCUCUUUAUGGUGGAGAUCAGACUGAGAAAAUUCUUGCUCUCUUCGCACCUGAGGACUCACUCACAGCUGUGGCACUUUACCUUGCUGAUCAGUGGUGGGCUAUUGAUGAUAUUGUGAAAACAUCUGUCCCUUCUAGAGAAGGGCUUAAGCAGGUGAGAACUCUUGGGGAGAGAGUGGUACUGUAUGUUCUGAAUCGAAUUAUUUAUAGAAAACAGGAAAUGGAGAGAAAUGAGAUACCAUUCCUGUGCCAUAGCAGUACUGAUUAUGCUAAGAUUCUGUGGAAGAAAGGAGAGGCCAUUGGGUUUUAUUCAGUUAAGCCUACAGGAAGUGUAUGUGCCUCAUUUCUUACCCAAAGCUACCAACUGCCAGUCCUUGAUACAAUGUUUGUAAGAAAGAAGUAUCGAGGCAAAGAUUUUGGGCUUCAAAUGCUGGAGGACUUUGUUGAUUCCUUUACAGAAGAUGCACUUGGCUUGCGGUAUCCACUCUCCUCUCUAAUGUACACAGCUUGCAAGCAGUACUUUGAAAAGUAUCCAGGAGAUCAUGAACUCCUCUGGGAAGUUGAAGGUGUUGGACACUGGUACCAGCGAAUACCAGUCACCAGAGCAUUACAGAGAGAAACGCUUAAAAUUACUGCAGUUUCUCAAAAUGAAGCCAAAAGACCCAUGUCUGGAGAAUAUGGUCUUGCAUCUGUUCCAGAAUAUGAAGCAGAAACUGAAGACAAUCAGUCUAGUGAGAUGCAGCUAACUAUUGACUCUCUAAAAGAUGCCUUUGCAAGUACUUCUGAAGGUCAUGAUAAAACACCGGUUUCCACUCGUACUCGAAGUAGUCAUCUAAAGCGGCCAAAGAUUGGAAAACGAUUUCAGGAUUCUGAAUUUAGUAGUUCGCAAGGGGAAGAUGAAAAGACUCCCCAGACUUCACCUACAGCUUCAGUAAACAAAUUGGAGUCUACUGUACGUACAUCAGAGAGCUCAGAAGAAUUCCUGGAAGAAGAACCCGAACAAAGUGUGAUUGAAUUUGAGGACGAAAGUAGUGAUAAGGAUGCUCGGCCUGCACCAGAAACCCAGGCACGUCUGGAAAAGCAAGAUGGUGAAAAGGAAUCUGAAUUAGAGCCUCUGAAUGGUGAGAUAAUGGAUGAUACUCUGAAGGCCUCACUUACAACUGAAGAGGAGGACUCCGCUAGUGAAGUUUUAGAUGAAGAAACAAAAUUGCAGUCUUUUAAUUCCAGUGAAGACUCUGCAACUCUUGUUCCAGUGGUGGCAGAAUCUUCAAAACCUCCUGAGACUGUUGCACAGGAUAAGACCUCACAUAUAACUGACUCAGAAAUGUUGCUAGACGAAGGCCCAUCUGAUGAAAAAGGGCACACUGAAGAGAAACUACCACUAGUUUCCAGAAAGAAAGCCCAUUUUGGGAGUUCAGACAAUGUUGGUACUGUCCCAAAUGAAGAACGAUCUGACAGUGGUUUUCCAAACUCUGUGAUAGCUGAAUUUUCUGAGGAGUCCAUCUCUGAAAAUUUAUCGCCCAACACUACUUCUUCAUUGGAAGACCAAGGUGAGGAGGGGGUACCUGAGCCCCAAGAAACAUCUACAGCUCUUCCCCAGAGUUCUUUGAUAGAGGUUGAACUUGAAGAUGUGCCAUUUGCACAGAACGCGGGACAGAAGAACCAGUCAGAGGAACAGUCUGAAGCAUCUUCGGAGCAACUGGAUCAGUUUACGCAGUCAGCAGAGAAAACUGUGGAUAGCAGCUCAGAGGAGAUAGAAGUGGAGGUGCCUGUGGUCGACAGGCGGAAUUUAAGAAGGAAGGCCAAAGGGCAUAAAGGACCUGCUAAGAAGAAAGCGAAGCUGACAUGA
Puma concolor (puma) is the source of this 2013-nucleotide messenger RNA. The record is from RefSeq and is a predicted model, not a curated record. NCBI's taxonomy places the organism in Eukaryota, Metazoa, Chordata, Mammalia, Carnivora, Felidae.